AUGAAAGAUAAGCAUGCUUUAGAGCAGUGGGAGCAUUUUGUUCAAGAAGCCAAUAGGCCCAAUAUACUUAAAGAACCAUGGAGGGCAACCAGUACUAGCCGUCUUUGUAGCGACCACUUCCAAGUAACAGAUUACAUCACCCCUCCUUCAGUGAAUGGGUCAUGUCGACUAAAAAAGUAUGUCAUACCAUCAAAGUCCCAUGACACGGCAACCAUGUUGUUUACAAUACCCAACAAAACAAGAUGCAGGCUGGACCUGUCGAACAAGAGACCAAUCCCCACAACUGAUUUGGAAAACCUCUCGCCUCCAGAAAAAAUCGCCAAAACUGCAUCUACAGAAGAAAAAAGAGAUGAGUUACAAACAAAACUUAGACAAAAAAUUCGCAACUUACAACAGCAAUUACGAAGGUCAAAACAGAAAGUCAAAACUAUGAACGAAGCCAUCAAAGUGUUGGAAGAAAGAUCACUGAUAACUUCAAAAGAAGCAGAAAGUCUGCAAUCAACAUUUGAAAAUAAACAUCUUCAAUUUCUAUAUAAUUUCAAAAACUUAAAGGCAUCACCAUCAGGAAGGAGAUAUUCGGAUGAAAUAAAAGAGUUUGCUGUGACUUUAUACUUUUACUCACCGAAAGCAUACAAAUAUGUUAGAUCCAUUAUCCCAUUGCCAAACCAAUCUUUGAUACGAAAUGGUCAACUUCGUUUAAAUGUGACCCAGGCUUCAUAG
This is a messenger RNA of Paramuricea clavata, 720 nucleotides long. The record is from the annotation of a GenBank genome assembly. Lineage: Eukaryota; Metazoa; Cnidaria; Anthozoa; Malacalcyonacea; Plexauridae.